Messenger RNA from Aplosporella prunicola CBS 121167, 447 nucleotides. RefSeq lists its product as uncharacterized. The transcript has 3 exons. The record is from RefSeq and is a predicted model, not a curated record. The coding region runs from base 1 to 447 and encodes 148 amino acids. Lineage: Eukaryota; Fungi; Ascomycota; Dothideomycetes; Botryosphaeriales; Aplosporellaceae.
AUGGCGGCCGCCGAGACGCAGGACCCCUACGCGCUGCUCGAGGUGGCUGAAACGGCGACUCGCGCAGAGAUUAAACAGGCCUAUAGGCGGCUGGCCCUGCUGCACCACCCGGACCGGAACCAGCAAAGCGCCGCCUCCACGCAGCGCUUCCAACAAAUUGCAGCGGCGUGGGAAAUCCUCUCGGACCGCAAAAAGCGCUUCACCUACGACGCGACCCGGCGGAUACCAAACUCCACCAUGCCAUCGCACGCCCGCAAGCACGCCGAAAAGAGCGACGCGCGAAAGAGUGACGCGCGAAAACCGGCAACGCAGCCCGCUGCGCUGCAAGCCGACCGAUCAUUGCGCCAGGCGGACGCGCCGCUGCGCUGGCAGCGCGAUAUGCAGGCGCCGCGACGGAGAUGCAGCCAUGCUGCUGGCGUUGCGGCUCCGAGCUGCACUCCGAGCUAG